Molecule: messenger RNA, 750 nt
Organism: Striga asiatica
Lineage: Eukaryota; Viridiplantae; Streptophyta; Magnoliopsida; Lamiales; Orobanchaceae
Source: the annotation of a GenBank genome assembly
AUGGCUAAGGAUCCCCACCGCCGCCUCUCCUCCUUCGAACCACCGCGCGCCUUUCCCCCUUUGAGGUUUUCUGUUCAUGGGCGGGGGAAGGCGAAGGUUGGGGAAGCGAGGAAGCCGGCGGAAAGCCUUGUGACUUGUGAGGCCGUCACGUCACACGAUCUCAGCCUCUCCAGUUUGUGUUUGCCGUUAUUGCUUGCUAUGUGGCGUACAAUCAGUCGGGCUGCACAAGAGGGGCUGAGGCCAGCAAUUCCCCCGACACCUUCACUUGGGUUUUGGUCUAAAUUUAGGGAAUUUCGAGAAACUGAAAGAGGGAUUACCGUUGAAUGUUUAGCUAAGAAUUUAGGGGCAGCGGUCGCCGUCUGGGGGUUGAUUAUGGUGACUAGUAAGUUCUCUCAUUGCUUACCCAAGUUAUGUAUGCUUAAUUCUUUUGAUACGUGUUGGAUACGGUUUGAAGUUGAACUAUAUGUCAGACUCGCAAAGCUUCUACACAACUGGCGGAGCUCAAUGCUGAAUGGAAGAGUGAAUGGGAUAGGGAUAUUUAUGGUCGAGUACCUACUCGUACCUCUGUCUUUCUGCGAACAAGGAAGCCACGAGAGACCUGGAUUCUGUGAGGCAGAUGAGGGAGGAAAUGGAGCAUUCCGUUAUGAGAAGUCACCAGUGAAAAUGCGAAGAGCAAUGGAAAUACUGGAGUCUGAAGCUGGUUCUAAUUAUUGUAGUACUUGGCAGAACAUAUGCUUUUGUGGACAUGGG